AUGACGAAACUCUUCCAACCAUUGACCGUUGGAGAUGUAAAGUUGGGUCAUCGUGUCGCUAUGGCGCCGUUGACCCGGUAUCGCAUGGGCGACGACUACAAGGCGACGCCCAUGAACAAAGAGUAUUAUGAGCAACGAGCAUGUGUACCUGGGACUCUUAUCGUCAGCGAAGCAACCAUCAUCUCCAGGAACGCCAUCGGCGCCCAAAAUGCUCCAGGAAUUUGGCAAGAAGACCACAUCGCUUCCUGGAAAGACAUCACGUCAGCAGUACAUGCUAAAGGAUGUGCGAUAUACUGCCAACUCUGGCAUCAAGGUCGUGCCGCAAAGACCGAUGCGCUGGACGCAGAAGGCAUCACGCUGGUCUCAUCCAGCGCGGUACCCAUCACACCUCAAGACCGAACACCAGUAGAGAUGACAGAGGAGAUGAUUUGGGAAACCAUAGCAGACUAUGCGAAUGCAGCCAAGAACGCCAUUGCUGCGGGUUUUGACGGCGUUGAAAUCCACGGUGCUAAUGGAUACCUGCCGGAUCAGUUCCUCCAGACGACUUGUAACCAACGGACCGAUAGCUGGGGAGGAAGUAUUGAACAACGCGCCCGAUUCCAUCUCGAAGUCACCAAGGCUGUUAUCGCUGCUGUUGGUGCUCAAAGAACAGCAAUGCGCCUCAGCCCCUACAGCGACUUCAACGGCAUGCUAAUGGACGAGCCGGAGCCGACUUUCGAAUACCUCACGGAAGAGCUGAAGAAACUGGGUCUGGCUUAUCUCCACCUAAUCGAAGCCCGUAUCACUGGCAACGAUGACUCCGAAUGCGGAGGCCAGAAGACCGUACAAUGGAUGGUUGAGCAAUGGGGGAAUGCGAGUCCAGUCAUGCUUGCAGGAGGCUUCCUACCCGACUCAGCGAAGCAGACCGUCGAUGAGACGUACAAGGACUACGAUGUUAUCAUUGCGUUCGGCAGAUAUUUCGUUGCCAACCCCGAUCUGGUUUUCCGCGUCAAGGAGAGCGUACCACUAGUCAAGUACGACCGCUCUGUUUUCUACACUCCAAAGACACCGAAGGGGUAUAUCGACUACCCUCAUAGUCAGCAGUACUUGACAGCGGUGGCGAAGGUUUGA
Molecule: messenger RNA, 1110 nt
Organism: Alternaria conjuncta
Lineage: Eukaryota; Fungi; Ascomycota; Dothideomycetes; Pleosporales; Pleosporaceae
Exons: 2
Coding region: 1-1110 (369 amino acids)
Molecular function (GO): NADPH dehydrogenase activity; FMN binding
Source: RefSeq, a predicted model, not a curated record